GAGGAGGAGGGCCCACAGCUAUUGUUCAUGUCCUCCCGUGAACAAAGGGCUCAUCGGGGUCCGUAUGUAAACCCACAGCAGGCUUCAGCCCACUGACAAGGCCUCAUGCGGGACAAAACAUAACCGAGCUGCUCCGUGAUCCAGGCCCUGUUCCGUCCCGGUGUUGAAUCGAUCCGCUUCCGAGGAGCGACGUGUCGGCGCGUCGCGUCCAGCCAACCGCCGUCCAGCGGCCUCUCCGUCUUUACGCACGGAGCGUACACACGGUCCAUCACCACGGAUCUGUAAACAGCCAUUCUUUUCUGACCGGACUUCUUCGCAGGCUGUUCCUCCAAGUCGUUCAAGCUGUACUCCCCCAAGGAGCCCCCCAACGGUAGCACUUUCCCCCCCUUCCACCCCGGCACCAUGCUGGACAGAGACGUGGGUCCCACCCCAAUGUAUCCUCCCACAUACCUGGAGCCAGGAAUGGGGAGGCACACGCCAUAUGGCAACCAGACAGACUACAGAAUAUUUGAACUUAACAAACGGCUACAGAACUGGACAGAGGAGUGUGAUAACCUGUGGUGGGACGCCUUCACUACAGAGUUCUUUGAAGAUGACGCCAUGUUGACCAUUACUUUCUGUCUGGAGGAUGGACCCAAACGUUAUACAAUUGGCCGGACGUUGAUUCCCCGGUACUUCCGGAGUAUAUUUGAGGGCGGUGCCACUGAACUCUACUACGUGCUGAAACAUCCCAAGGAAUCCUUCCACAAUAACUUUGUCUCCCUCGACUGUGACCAGUGCACCAUGGUCACUCAGAAUGGAAAGCCCAUGUUCACACAGGUGUGUGUAGAAGGGCGCUUGUAUCUGGAGUUCAUGUUUGACGACAUGAUGAGGAUAAAGACGUGGCACUUCAGCAUCAGACAACACCGUGAACUCAUCCCCCGCAGUAUACUGGCCAUGCAUGCCCAGGACCCACAGAUGCUGGACCAGCUGUCCAAAAAUAUAACAAGAUGUGGCCUGUCGAACUCCACCCUUAACUACCUCCGACUGUGUGUGAUCCUUGAGCCCAUGCAGGAGCUGAUGUCCAGACACAAGACAUACAGCCUCAGCCCCAGAGACUGCCUCAAGACUUGCCUCUUCCAGAAGUGGCAGAGGAUGGUAGCACCACCCGCUGAGCCAUCGAGACAGGCCCCUAACAAACGGCGGAAGCGCAAGAUGUCAGGGGGCAGCACCAUCAGCGGAGGAGGAGGAACUAAUAACAACAACAACAACAAAAAGAAGAGCCCUGGCAGUGGCUUCCCUCUAUCCAGCCAAGUCCCAAAACUACACAAUGAAGACAAAGGCACAGAUGUGAUGGUGGUGGGAGAGCCCACUCUGAUGGGAGGGGAGUUCGGGGAUGAGGACGAGCGUCUGAUCACGCGGCUGGAGAACACGCAGUUCGACGCGGCCAACGGCAUCGACGACGAGGACAGCUUCAACAACUCCCCGGCGCUGGGCUCCAACUCGCCCUGGAACAACAAGGCCCCGUCCAGCCAGGAGAGCAAGAGCGACAACCCCACCUCACAGGCAUCGCAGUAGAGCCCCAGAGCGCCGUAACCUCAACACAAGCCCUUGUCUGUCACUCCUCGGCCCCCACCCCACCCGAACCCCUAAACAGCCACGAGUGCAACAGCAACAGUCCAUCGUCUGCUCACCAACCGAGACAUCACUGUAGAGCUCAGAUUCAACACACACACACACUAACACACACACAGGUAGCCCGAGGGAGCUCGUUCUGUCCUCCUGUGCCAGAGGAAGUUUUACAAGUUUUUAAUAUUUAGGCACCGUGUCCCACCUCCAUCUCCCAUUCCUCAUCUCAUACACAAAACGUCCCAUCUGCUCUUGCUUAUUUUCAGUUUGGACAGUGACCUGGUUAGAUGUGACCAAGCAGGAGUGGCGGUUAAAUCCAGGGAAGAACUGUGCACACUGACCUCUCCACGCUGAAGUUUUACACACAGGAAGGGGCGGGGGUACAGGGGAUUCAGGGCAGUGGGGCUUGGCGAUGGCGGCGAGUUGCUUCGGGAUGACUUGUCCGACCCGUUUCUCUAAACAUGUCUCUCAGUUCUGGUCCGCUCUGUUGACGCGCAUGUCACUCGUACUGUUUGUUAAUAGAGUAUAAGUGUGUAUGCGAAUGUGUGUGAGUGUACGCGUGAGGAGAGAAAAGAGGCAGUGUGAGCUUCUUUGUGGCUUUUGCUAAAAGCAGAUGGACCAGAAUUUAGAAUCCGUCUCUAAAACCAUUGACAUUCACACACGAGUAGGACACCUUCGAUGUGGCACGAGGGAAACAUUGCAUACACACACACACACGCCCAACUAAACAUGACAAUUGAAGGAUUUUGUCCCGCAGUGCCCAAGCCAUCUCUGACUAGACUACAGUAAAUGCAGUCUUUCAAACAGAACAUUUACAACACACGCGCAUACACACGCACACAGACACACACAGUUACACAUUUUAAGAGUUUUUAUACAGUAUAUAUUUCCCUAGAAUGUUUUUUAAUUUGUAUUAAACGCCUUCAUUUCAAUUGUUACUUUUUUAUUUUCUACCAAUACUGAAAAGCUACAGACCAAGGAGCAACACAGGACUUUUAUCCCUCCCCCCUAAAAUAUAUUGUUUUUAUCUUUUAUGUUUAUAAAAGAGAAAUAAUUUAGCGUGGAUGUUUUUAUUUUGUCUUCUGUUCCGUUUUUGGAGAUUUGAAUUUUUGUGUAUUUGUGCUUGUAUAUUUAAGGUAGUAGCAAAGUUCUGUCUGACUGUAAUAAAAUGUAUUCUUACUUAGAUUUACCUAAAGCCAUCCCGAUCUAAUGUAAAGAAAACAAAAAUAGGAAAAAGGAGAAAAAACACUCAUGAACCUGUCCCCUCUAUCUUCCAUCUGCUCUCUUUCCUCCUCCCUCUUUUUUAAAACUUAUGUAAAUUAAAUUACAAAAAUCCCCAGGGGGUACAGUGGCGCCAUGAAGAGACGGUUUUACCGUUUCCGCUGAUUUUUUUUCUUUCUUUUUCUAAUUUAUUUUGGCAGAAAUUCAUUCAUGCUUUUAGUCUAUACAGGAAGUGAUUUUUCACUUUCUGAUCAUCCCAGUUCGCAUUACUGAUGUCAAGUAAACGUGCUCAUUUAACCAGUUGAUUUCAUGUUUUGUCACUGGCUGAAACAGAGAUUUUUAUUUAAUUUAAUAUUUGUCUAAAUCAUCUUCAUUUCUGUGAAUUCUCAUAAGCAACUGUUUGAAACCAUCAAUCAUACACAUCUUCUAAAACCAGCUUAACAUUAAGUUCAGCUGGCAGCAAUUAGGUAGCAAAUCUGUAAAGUCUGACUAAAUACAGCUGAAGCUCUAUUAUUUUUGUACAUUUCCAUUUUGUUACAGUUGAUUCCAGCAACGGCUCUGAUUGAGUUUGAAUGGUGACUUGUACCUUCUCCAAACCCUGUAGAAAAAAUCAUUGUUUGAUAUAUAUUUUUUGAUUUGGUUAGUUUCUGCCCUUGAUAAUUAAUGUAUGGUACAAAUAAAAAGAUACAUUUUCACUUUAAAA
Limanda limanda (common dab) is the source of this 3532-nucleotide messenger RNA. It is a transcript of the gene ldb1b, whose product is annotated as LIM-domain binding 1b. Gene Ontology annotation, molecular function: LIM domain binding. Gene Ontology annotation, cellular component: nucleus; transcription regulator complex. The record is from RefSeq and is a predicted model, not a curated record. The transcript has 12 exons. Gene Ontology annotation, biological process: positive regulation of transcription by RNA polymerase II; nervous system development; negative regulation of transcription by RNA polymerase II. The coding region runs from base 403 to 1557 and encodes 384 amino acids. Lineage: Eukaryota; Metazoa; Chordata; Actinopteri; Pleuronectiformes; Pleuronectidae.